This is a messenger RNA of Rhinichthys klamathensis goyatoka, 1163 nucleotides long. Its product is annotated as putative nuclease HARBI1. Bases 67 to 795 code for a protein of 242 amino acids. NCBI's taxonomy places the organism in Eukaryota, Metazoa, Chordata, Actinopteri, Cypriniformes, Leuciscidae. The record is from RefSeq and is a predicted model, not a curated record. The transcript is spliced from 2 exons.
ACUGGCACUUUUCAGAGGGAAUUGGCUGACAGGUCAGGUAUAUCUCAGCCAACCCUUAGCCUGGUAAUGCCAGACGUGUUAAAAGGCAUAAUAACUUUAUCCCAUGAUUGCAUAAAGUUUCCAUACACGGCGGGUGAACAGGCAAACAAGAAAGCUCAAUUUGCAGCUAUUUACGGUUUCCCAAAUGUAAUCGGUGCUAUUGACUGCACUCAUGUUGCCAUAAGGGCACCGAAUGUUAAUGAAAAUGCUUUCAUUAAUCGAAAGCAUUUCCAUUCAAUCAAUGUCCAAAUUAUUUCUGAUGCAGACAUGUUGCUCACUAAUGUAGUAGCUCGGUGGCCUGGGUCAACCCAUGACUCAUUCAUUUUAAGACACAGCAGUGUUGGGCGCAGACUCGAGGCUGGUGCUGUGCGUGAUGGCUGGCUUCUAGGGGACAGUGGAUAUCCCCUCAAGCAGUGGCUGCUUACUCAUUUCCUCAACCCACAUAGUGUAGAGGAAAGGCACUACAACAUGUGCCACAGCCGAGCUCGCGCUAUAGUGGAGCACACCAUCGGCCUGUUUAAGGGCAGAUGGCGCUGCCUCGACUGCACUGGAGGGAGGUUAUUGUACACUCCUGAAAAGGUGUGCCAAAUCGUGCUGGCAUGUGCUGUGCUACACAAUGUGGCACAGCUUCAAAACGUGCCUCUACCCCCUGACGCUGAUGGCUGUGUUGGCCCUGACCCUGACUCCCAUCCCCAGGCAUUUGAGCCAAAUGCUGCUGCUGUGCGCCAGCGUUUGGAAGUGAUGCGUCGCUUGUGAAGAACAACAAAAGGUGUUGAACCAUUAUAUUAUUUAUUCAAGAAUUCCCUCAUUGUGCAGUUUAUUUCAGUUAGGACAGUCUUAAUUUUGCCCAACUCCUUCACCACCUCUCUGAUUUAGUUAAUGACUUCCCUCUGCAUUUCGAGGACUGCAUCGCUGAGGACACGGACGCUGCUGGAGGGUUGAGAGCCACGUGCCGUGGAGACGCUGGGCCCAGACGGCUGCUCAGCUGCAGCAUCGGAACCACUGGUCCCGCUGGAACACCCAACGACUGAAAUAAAGAUUGUUCUAUAUGAAUGAACUGUAAUCGUGCAGCCUUCAUACAUGUGACUUGACUGCAUUAAUUUUACUUAUUUCACUUACCUGUG